Molecule: messenger RNA, 573 nt
Organism: Helianthus annuus (common sunflower)
Lineage: Eukaryota; Viridiplantae; Streptophyta; Magnoliopsida; Asterales; Asteraceae
Exons: 1
Coding region: 1-573 (190 amino acids)
Source: RefSeq, a predicted model, not a curated record
AUGGCCUUCUUGUUACUAUAUGUAGACGACAUCAUCAUCACAGCUUCGAGUGAUUCGCUUCUACAAAACAUCAUCAAAUCACUCUCCACUGAAUUUAAAAUGACCGACCUUGGAAAUCUUCAUCAUUUUCUCGGCAUUGCAAUUCAAAAACGUAAUGGUGGUCUUUUUCUAUCUCAAUCUACAUACGCAUCAGAUAUAUUGGCUCGUGUAAACAUGUCCAACUGCAAAUCUGUCAGUACUCCAGUCGGGGUUGGUUCUAAACUUAGUGCUGACACCGGUACACUUUUCUCUGAUAGUUCUUUAUACAGAAGUUUAGCUGGUGCCUUACAAUACCUUACUAUUACCAUAUCAGAUAAAUCAUACGCGGUUCAGCAAGUUUGUCUGUUCAUGCAUGCCCCACGAGAACCGCAUUUCAAUUUCUCAAACAAAUCCUACGCUACAUCAAAGGGACUAUCUCACAUGGUCUAUUUAUUUCCCCCUCCAAAUCCGCGGACCUCGCAGCAUAUUCUGAUGCGAAUUGGGGUGGUUGUCCCGACUCGCGGCGAUCAACCUCCGGUUAUUGCGUCUACUUAG